AUGAAACUUCAGACAUGCGCUUUUACCAGACUGGCGGGUUUAGGGGAGAACUAUGGAAACGAUGUCAUUCGACUAGAGCGAGCCGCACACGCAAUUUCUACUUCUGCUGGCGGCUUAUUCGUCCUCAAUCACCCCAAGGCCAUGGCCGCCUUACAAAGCUUUUCGGUCAAGAUACACCCAUGGUAUCCCAUACUUGAAAGCCGGUUCUCGGAGUGCAUAUCGUCUGUUCUAGCUAACUCCUUUGAGCGGCGUACCGAUACGUUCUUGGUUCUUAUGAUACUGGCGAGCGGGUCUGUAGCUCAAGAAAAAACGCAUGCCGAAGCACUCGAACGUCGGCCGGAUGCCAUGUACCUGAAUCUAGCACUGGAUAUGUUGCAACUGGUUGUUCUGGAACAGAGUUUGCGAAGUGUACAGUGCUUAGUCGCUGCGAGCAUUCACUAUUGCCUACUCCUUAAACCAUUGCAAGCGCACGAUCUUGCCGCAAUGGCGAUUAAAAAGGCGCAGGAUCUCCACAUUACUGGGGCUUUUCAAGACGAUCAAGUGGCUUACGAGCAUUGGAUCCGUGUAUAUCGAAUUGCACUGCUCAUUGAAGGAGAGCUUGUUAUACCUCUGCGACUUGUAGACAGCAACGCAUGGGAGACCGAGGAAGAAAUCCCCUUGCCCACGGGCACUGACAUAUGGUCAUUUGAGGAAGACUCUGAUAUGGACGAAACGGUUGAAAGAAGCCGUUCUGACAAUGUUGUGACUUACCUCCUGGCAGAAAUAUCUAUGAGACGGAUUCUGCGGCGAAAUACUGCAGCAAUUACAGUUUCGACCGACGGCAAGGCUGACUACGCGCCUCUGAUAGCCCAAGAGCUAGAAGUCCAGGUUGCAAGAUGGUAUUCUUUUCUGCCAGGGCCUCUACGCUUUUCCCUGGAACCCGGCGAGCUUGAUGCCGACUCAUCAGACCCGAUCAUCUUUCUGCGCACUCAAUAUUGGGCGUGCAUGGUGUCUUUCUACUGGCCCGCAGUCGUCAAGGUCAUGGACUCACAACAACUUAGUGAAAGCACUAUGAACGGCUGCAGGAGUUACUUCCACUCAUAUCGUCAGUUUAUCAGCAAUGCCACGAGAGCGUUGGAUGUAUGUGUCCCAAACAAGUGGACUAUUUACGCGAGGUCAGUCUGUUCAUCGAUUCGAGCCAAAAGCAAGACCUAA
Messenger RNA from Penicillium riverlandense, 1194 nucleotides. RefSeq lists its product as uncharacterized. Gene Ontology annotation, biological process: DNA-templated transcription. The coding region runs from base 1 to 1194 and encodes 397 amino acids. Gene Ontology annotation, molecular function: DNA binding; zinc ion binding. The record is from RefSeq and is a predicted model, not a curated record. Lineage: Eukaryota; Fungi; Ascomycota; Eurotiomycetes; Eurotiales; Aspergillaceae. The transcript has a single exon.